This is a messenger RNA of Symphalangus syndactylus (siamang), 3382 nucleotides long. RefSeq names its product DExD-box helicase 21 (gene DDX21). Gene Ontology annotation, molecular function: ATP binding; RNA binding; RNA helicase activity. The record is from RefSeq and is a predicted model, not a curated record. NCBI's taxonomy places the organism in Eukaryota, Metazoa, Chordata, Mammalia, Primates, Hylobatidae. Gene Ontology annotation, cellular component: cytosol.
AGGAGACUCGCUUGAGCCCAGGAGGCAGAGGUUGCAGUGAGCCCAGGUCGCGCCAUGGAACUCUCCAGCCUGGGUGACAGAGCGAGACUCUGUCUCAAACCCACAAGACCUCUCUCUCCCGCUAGUCUAUAAAGCUUCUUGAGAUAAAGCUUUUGUGUUUGCUAGUGAAUACUACUCCUGUUUCUCCUACCUGAUACAGUGAACGCUCAUAAGAUGUUUGAGUGCUCACAUGAAUGCACGACCAGACCCGACUGAAUUAUUUUUAUUCUUCAGGCUCCUGAGUCUGGCCGACACUUUCAGAGUAGACGUUUCCAAGAGAUGAUUAAGAACACACAUCCGCGCGUCUGUACAUGCAAACUCGAGCAAUACAACAUAAAGCACUGAAGAUGCGCCACUCAAAAGCAACUGGAAGCCUUCAUUUAUCAGGCUGGGGCUAGGGAAAAUCCAGCCAGUGUUGGAGAGGUUCUACAAAGCUAAUCUUUGUAAUUCCUUGAGGUUCUACCGUUCCGUAGAUGGCUUCUAGACCAAAGGCCGCAAGUGGUCAAUUCACUAAAUCUAGCCACAGUCACAGACCCCUGCUUUGAAUUUACCACGCGGAGAGCAGCCUUUCCUGUGCUUCCUGCUUCCCCCGGAAGUGCCUUGCUACAGGAAGUGACGAGAGCCGGGAGGACCGAGGGUGGGGAACUACCUUUUCCUCUCCACGCGGUUGAGAAGACCGGUCGGCCUGGCAGACUGCGCUGAAGAUGCCGGGAAAACUCCGUAGUGACGCUGGUUUGGAAUCAGACACCGCAAUGAAAAAAGGGGAGACACUGCGAAAGCAAACCGAGAAGAAAGAGAAAAAAGAGAAGCCAAAAUCUGAUAAGACUGAAGAGAUAGCAGAAGAGGAAGAAACUGUUUCCCCCAAAGCUAAACAAGUUAAAAAGAAAGCAGAGCCUUCUGAAGUUGACAUGAAUUCUCCUAAAUCCAAAAAGGCAAAAAAGAAAGAGGAGCCAUCUCAAAACGACGUUUCUCCUAAAACCAAAAGUUUGAGAAAGAAAAAGGAGCCCAUUGAAAAGAAAGUGGUUUCUUCUAAAACCAAAAAAGUGAUAAAAAAUGAGGAGCCUUCUGAGGAGGAAAUAGAUGCUCCUAAGCCCAAGAAGAUGAAGAAAGAAAAGGAAAUGAAUGGAGAAACUGGAGAGAAAAGCCCCAAACUGAAGAAUGGAUUUCCUCAUCCUGAACCUGACUGUAACCCCAGUGAAGCUGCCAGUGAAGAAAGUAACAGUGAGAUAGAGCAGGAAAUACCUGUGGAACAAAAAGAAGGUGCUUUCUCUAAUUUUCCCAUAUCUGAAGAAACUAUUAAGCUUCUCAAAGGCCGAGGAGUGACCUUCUUAUUUCCUAUACAAGCAAAGACAUUCCAUCAUGUUUACAGCGGGAAGGACUUAAUUGCACAGGCACGGACAGGAACUGGGAAGACAUUCUCCUUUGCCAUCCCUUUGAUUGAGAAACUUCAUGGGGAACUGCAAGACAGGAAGAGAGGCCGUCCCCCUCAGGUACUGGUUCUUGCACCUACAAGAGAGUUGGCAAAUCAAGUAAGCAAAGACUUCAGUGACAUCACAAAAAAGCUGUCAGUGGCUUGUUUUUAUGGUGGAACUCCCUAUGGAGGUCAAUUUGAACGCAUGAGGAAUGGGAUUGAUAUCCUGGUUGGAACACCAGGUCGUAUCAAAGACCACAUACAGAAUGGCAAACUAGAUCUCACCAAACUUAAGCAUGUUGUCCUGGAUGAAGUGGACCAGAUGUUGGAUAUGGGAUUUGCUGAUCAAGUGGAAGAGAUUUUAAGUGUGGCGUACAAGAAAGAUUCUGAAGACAAUCCCCAAACAUUGCUUUUUUCUGCAACUUGCCCUCAUUGGGUAUUUAAUGUUGCCAAGAAAUACAUGAAAUCUACAUAUGAACAGGUGGACCUGAUUGGUAAAAAGACUCAGAAAACGGCAAUAACUGUGGAGCAUCUGGCUAUUAAGUGCCACUGGACUCAGAGGGCAGCAGUUAUUGGGGAUGUCAUCCGAGUAUAUAGUGGUCAUCAAGGACGCACUAUCAUCUUUUGUGAAACCAAGAAAGAAGCCCAGGAGCUGUCCCAGAAUUCAGCUAUAAAGCAGGAUGCUCAGUCCUUGCAUGGAGACAUUCCACAGAAGCAAAGGGAAAUCACCCUGAAAGGUUUUAGAAAUGGUAGUUUUGGAGUUUUGGUGGCAACCAAUGUGGCUGCACGUGGGUUAGACAUCCCUGAGGUUGAUUUGGUUAUACAAAGCUCUCCACCAAAGGAUGUAGAGUCCUACAUUCAUCGAUCCGGGCGGACAGGCAGAGCUGGAAGGACGGGGGUGUGCAUCUGCUUUUAUCAGCACAAGGAAGAAUAUCAAUUAGUACAAGUGGAGCAAAAAGCGGGAAUUAAGUUCAAACGAAUAGGUGUUCCUUCUGCAACAGAAAUAAUAAAAGCUUCCAGCAAAGAUGCCAUCAGGCUUUUGGAUUCCGUGCCUCCCACUGCCAUUAGUCACUUCAAGCAAUCAGCUGAGAAGCUGAUAGAGGAGAAAGGAGCUGUGGAAGCUCUGGCAGCAGCACUGGCCCAUAUUUCAGGUGCCACGUCCGUAGACCAGCGCUCCUUGAUCAACUCAAAUGUGGGUUUUGUGACCAUGAUCUUGCAGUGCUCAAUUGAAAUGCCAAAUAUUAGUUAUGCUUGGAAAGAACUUAAAGAGCAGCUGGGCGAGGAGAUUGAUUCUAAAGUGAAGGGAAUGGUUUUUCUCAAAGGAAAGCUGGGUGUUUGCUUUGAUGUACCUACCGCAUCAGUAACAGAAAUACAGGAGAAAUGGCAUGAUUCACGACGCUGGCAGCUCUCUGUGGCCACAGAGCAACCAGAGCUGGAAGGACCACGGGAAGGAUAUGGAGGCUUCAGGGGACAGCGGGAAGGCAGUCGAGGCUUCAGGGGACAGCGGGACGGAAACAGAAGAUUCAGAGGACAGCGGGAAGGCAGUAGAGGCCCGAGAGGACAGCGAUCAGGAGGUGGCAACAAAAGUAACAGAUCCCAAAACAAAGGCCAGAAGCGGAGUUUCAGUAAAGCAUUUGGUCAAUAAUUAGAAAUAGAAGAUUUAUAUAGCAAAAAGAGAAUGAUGUUUGGCAAUAUAGAACUGAACAUUAUUUUUCAUACAAAGUUAAAAGCACAUUGUGCCUCCUUUUGACCACUUGCCGAGUCCCUGUCUCUUUCAGACACAGACAAGCUUCAUCUAAAUUAUUUCAUCUGAUCAUUAUCAUUUAUAACUUUAUUGCUACUUCAUCAGUUUUUCCUUUUGAAAGGUGUAUGAAUUCAUUACAUUUUUAUUCUAAUGCAUUAUCUGUAGAUUAAAAGAUAAAAUCAAGCGUG